AUGCGCGUCAUAGUCUUGCUACAUAUCCUCCUCCAAAACGCCUGGCUUGCGUGCGGCGGAACGAUUGAAAGAGGUGGACAUGGAGAAUACAACGGUCACUCUGCUGGUCUCUCAAGCCAGGACCUGCUGACGCCCGAGACAAGAGGAGGAGAAGAGACCACAUCGUGGAAAGACACUGUGCCAGGAGUCCUUGGUGACAUGUUGAACGCCUUGGACGUCAUGCAGGAUUCAUAUUUCGACAUCUUCACCGGAACGUGGCCAGAUGCCAUCGACUGGACUUCUGCUGUCAUGGGCACACACGUCUCGGCCACCCUCGCUAGCAUUGUCUCCUCGUUGGAUGCGUCUUCCACAGCCACCUGCUCUGAUAUGCUCUCCUGGCAAAACAUCGUAGAUCGAUAUUACGCGCACACGACCGUCUUCUAUUUUGGCGAGAAUGCUUUUGCUUUACGAAAUCAAGCUUACGAUGACAUGCUCUGGGUUGUUCUCGGCUGGAUCGAGAACCUGAAAUUUGCAGAAAUGUACACUUUGAAACACUGGGAUUUUCUACAAUCAGGAAGGCGCGGCGAUUCGGGCACCGGGUGGCAUGGUCUUCAGAUCAGCCCGAUGGCCGCUCACCGUGCCCGGAUAUUUUACGACCUGGCAUCUGUGGGAUGGGGUGAAUCUCUUUGCGGAGGCGGCAUGAAUUGGAAUCCAUAUUUGACGCCUUACAAGAACGCCAUCACGAAUGAACUGUUUGCUGCGGCUAGCAUUGCUAUGUACCUCUAUCAUCCCGGCGACAACAACACUUCGCCAUAUUUCGUCCAAGGCGGGACAGACUUCGCUAAGCCUCACGAUCCUGCGUAUCUGGAAAACGCCAUCAAGAGUUACAAAUGGCUUAUGAAUAGCCGGAUGCGCAACCCCAGGUCCGGUCUCUAUCAAGACGGGUUCCAUGUCACUGGCUGGCGCCGAUAUCCCAAUGGGACCGUCGACCCAGGCACUGGAAAUUGCGACGAACUCAACCCCAUGGUGUAUACCUACAACCAAGGUGUGGUGUUGUCUGCCAGUCGUGGUCUGUGGCUAGCUACCGGCGCCCGAAGCUACCUGGAUGAUGGUCAUGCACUUGUGGACAGUGUGAUACGAGCAACUGGGUGGCCAUACUCACGUCCAAACUGGAGCGGUUUGGGCCGUGCAGGAAUACUCGAAGAAUUUUGCGACCACAACGGGUAUUGCAGUCAAGAUGGUCAGACCUUCAAAGGCAUCUUCUUCCACCAUCUGUCUGAAUUCUGUCGGCCAUUGUGGCCACAAGAAGAGGCUUUCAUAGCAACUCACAAAACUGCGGGUUUCGACAGAGCAGUUUACCAGUACCAUCUCGCCCGCUGCGCUGCUUAUGACAAAUGGGUUUCCCAUAAUGCCAACGCGGCGGCCGCCACCCGAGAUGCUGAUGGGCACUUUGGCAUGUGGUGGACUUUCGAGGAACCUGAUGAAGACACAAUGGCUCAGAUCCGAGAAAGUACAGUUCUUCCGACUGGGGCGGACGACUACCUCAAUCCUGUCCCAGAGACUGGGUCCACUCAGUUCAUGAACUCGACUGAUAGGAACGAUCGAGGAAGAGGGCGGACGGUGGAAACGCAAAGCGGUGGGUUGGCUGUUCUGCGGGCGCAAUGGAACUGGCAAGUUCAUUUACAGCAAAUUACGACCUAG
This is a messenger RNA of Fonsecaea nubica, 1680 nucleotides long. RefSeq lists its product as hypothetical. Bases 1 to 1680 code for a protein of 559 amino acids. The record is from RefSeq and is a predicted model, not a curated record. NCBI's taxonomy places the organism in Eukaryota, Fungi, Ascomycota, Eurotiomycetes, Chaetothyriales, Herpotrichiellaceae. The transcript has a single exon. Gene Ontology annotation, biological process: carbohydrate metabolic process.